Mytilus californianus (California mussel) is the source of this 2170-nucleotide messenger RNA. RefSeq names its product galactoside alpha-(1,2)-fucosyltransferase 2-like. The coding region runs from base 379 to 1368 and encodes 329 amino acids. The transcript is spliced from 3 exons. Gene Ontology annotation, cellular component: membrane. The record is from RefSeq and is a predicted model, not a curated record. Gene Ontology annotation, biological process: carbohydrate metabolic process. Gene Ontology annotation, molecular function: galactoside 2-alpha-L-fucosyltransferase activity. Lineage: Eukaryota; Metazoa; Mollusca; Bivalvia; Mytilida; Mytilidae.
GAGUGUACGUUCUUUCCUUGAUAUAUAUGUUAAAAUGUAAACUAAAUCAUCGGCGUUUUAUGAAAAUCUAUCAACAAAUCUAGUUUGAAUUUCCGGGUGUAUUAAAUUAGAAUAAGAAUAAUGUCAGAGUGUGAUUAAUCUAGAUUUAGAAUAAAGGAAAAAAUGGCGAAAGAUACCAAGUGAACAAAUUAUAAAUCAAGAGAAACUGACAACUCAUUUGCAAAAAAGAAAAGACAGACGACGAAACGAUAAACACGUUCACAUAGCCCUCAACAGAAAAUUAAAACAACACAAACCAUAUAAAAACCGGAGGUGAUCUUAGUUGCUCCGGAAAGUUAAGCAAAUCCUUCUUCACUAGUGACACCAAUCAUGUAACAAAUGACGAAGCCUUUAAAACAGAAGCUGUUAUAUUUAGCUUCAUGUAUCCUGUUACUAUUUUCCGUUUACGUUCUUCUCAGACAGCUGUUUGAUAGCUCAAGGGUAACAAAUUUACCAGUUCCUUUAUACAGGAGAAACAUGUCAACAACACAUUUUGAUAGAGUUACAAGGAAAAAGAAGGGGUCAAUAUGUCCUAUUUUACAAGGUGGUCUCGGAAAUAGAUUGUUUCAAUUUUCUACUUCGUUUGCUGUUGCAAGGACUAAACAAAUGGAGCUUAUCGUACCUCCCGAUGCUGAAAUCCGGAAAGUGUUCGAAAUUAAUGUGACAUCCAAUAAAUCAAAAGGCUUAUGCAAGGGGUUUCGAAAAGUUUUAGAUAAAGCAUCUCCGACAUACAACAAAAGUUUACUAAAUUUUAGUUCUGAAGAUAACAUUCAACUAGGAUAUGGACUUCAGUCAUGGAAAUAUUUUCACAUGUAUGAUAAGGAGUUACGGAAGCAAUUAACAUUUCGAAAGCAUAUUCAGAAUACUGCAGAACAGACCAUUUGGAAAAUACUACAGAGACGGAAGAUUAAGUCUCGCAAAAGUAUUACUUUGGUAGGUGUUCAUAUAAGGAGAGGUGAUAAGGUAGGAAACCAUGACGGAUUUAAUAUUGCAACACCCAAUUAUUUAAACAGAUCUGUGAACUAUUACGCUAAAAGGUAUGCAACUGUUAUAUUUCUAGUUAUAUCAGAUGGCAUGGCUUGGUCUAAAAAUAAUAUGCCUUCUCAUGUUCCUGUAGAAUUUAUAUCCUUAGGGAAAAGAGAAUUUGAUAUGGCAACUGUCGUUGCUUGUGACCAUACAAUCAUGACAAUAGGAACUUUUGGCUGGUGGAUUGGUUAUUUAACUGGUGGAAAAGUGGUUUACGUUAAAGAUGCUGCAAAAAAGGGUUCACGAUUUGAACGCAUACUUAAUUUUGAAGACCAUUUCUAUGCAGAAUGGGUAGGACUUUAAUCAAUAAAUUUUUGACAAAUUUUGUUUUAAUGUGCUAUAUAUCUUAUGCAAACAUAUUGGGUAUUAAGCAUUACUGACCUUGAACGUCUUGUGAUUCAACUUUUGGAAAACUGCAAGAGGAAAAAAAAAACGAAAUACAUAAAAGUGCCUUAAAACAAUAAGUUUUCUUAGAAAAUGAUCAGUAAUAACAUAGUGAACCAUCGAACUGUCAAGAUUAUUUAAAAUGCAGUUAUCGUCAUUAAUGUACAUUUGUUAUUGUCAAGAUAUAGAGAUACAAAAUUUGCUCAUUUGACAGAUCUCCCAACACGUGUUCGAAAGCAGUAGUUCACCGUUUUCUCCACCACUGUUUUUAUGCAUUAGUUGUGACCCUAGCAGGUGUUUGCUGAGCUAUUUCUAUGACUUUUCAUAGAUCUCUAUGUUAAACUGUGUUCCAUGGUGACAUCAAUCAAGGAUUUUUAGAUAAGUAGCAAAAGCUCAAAAAUAGCAAAAUGCAGGGUUCAAAAUUAACUUUUUUCAAUAACCUGCCAUUCGGGCAUAUAACUAUGAUAUAUUACUUAUCCUAAGGAGAUAACCACUUUUUCAAAUUGUGUGCAUGCGUAAGAAAUUUCUACACUGUCAUUUAUGGACAUAAACUCAUGUAAAAUUCAGCUUUCAGUUUUUUCCUUUGAGGCCCGCCAAAAAGUUCUCCAGAGUCAGUUGUCAUGCCAUCUUAAAUCGCAGGGGCUCGUCGAGAAGUGUCUUUAAAACAUAAUGUUAUAUCUAUCAAAUGAUAACACUAGAAAUAAAACAAUUUUUCCUGGAA